AUGAGCUACAUGUUAUGCUCUAGGCCUUUGGGUGGUGAUAUGCCUUUUCGUAUGUUUUUUCUACCUCAACAAACGUUUGACCAAUGCGACUCAGGGAGUAAGUCAAUGUUUUCAAAGUUUUCACCUUCCCUUCAGUUCGAGCCUCCUAUUUACGCACUUGCUGCCUCAAUUAUAAUAUGUGCUUCUGUGGUAUUUAUGCAUUAUGUCUGGGUCUUCAGGGAAAACGAAAUCUACCUCGGUUUGAUUUGCUUUCCGAACAAAAUUCCAAGUGAUGAUUGGGUUUCCCUCCUCUGGGCUGUGAUAGUUGUGGACUUCAGUCUCAAAAUCUUCACAAUGUUUGUGAAAUCACUCCUUAUCUUUCUUUCCUCAAAGUCGAUGCGAAUUUCCACUCGCAGUGUCGUCCUAGUCUGGAUUGAGUUCAUCUCCCAGGUCUACCGAAACAUUCCGCCGGCAGUUUCGUGGUUCAGGCAUUUGAGUGCGGACAGCUCUCCAGCGGAUCCGCAGUCACUGGGCUCUCGCAUCUUCUUCUGUAUUUUGUACGGCCUUCUUAAGCUUUUCGCGUGUGGCAUGCUGAUCUCCAACAUGCGGCCAAUUUUCUCACCCCGAACUUUCGCACCGCCCUACCAAACGAACUACGCCAUGUCGACAGGCGAUGAGGAAAUGUGCACUUUGUGCUUUGAAAGUUUCAGUAAAACCGUCGCCGUUUUGGGCUGCAAUGUGAGUUUUACACGUGUUCUCUCCUUUUUGUCCUUGUUUUUGAUGACGGUCCAGCACAAGUUCUGCAGGGACUGCGUGGACCGGUGGCUCAUCCACUUCAACGAGUGCCCCCUGUGCUCGCACAAUCUGGGCUCCGACUUCAAGGCCUGGCGCGACGGCUCCACUUCGGCUCUGGUGCAGUUCUUCUAG
Messenger RNA from Mesocestoides corti, 906 nucleotides. The record is from the annotation of a GenBank genome assembly. NCBI's taxonomy places the organism in Eukaryota, Metazoa, Platyhelminthes, Cestoda, Cyclophyllidea, Mesocestoididae.